CAAUCACUCUAGGUUAGAAUUUUGUGUUCCUUUGACGGCCGCAUUGACCGCAUGGUUUGUAUUUAUAUCAGUGAUUUAUUCUACAUUCCGCUGUCCUUUUGCACGAUGGCUUUCAAUUCUGCGUUGACAUCUUCAUAUUGAAUAUUUCAAUUAUCGUAUAACAUGGAUGAGUUUCUCAACAUUGAUUGGCACCCUCCGAUAGAAGACAUGAUUGACAAUGUAUUUGUCAAUGAACAACGGAUGAAAGAUGAGAGUGUGAUAUAUAAAAUACUGAACGGCGCUUUCACAAACCCUCUUGCAGAACUUGAGAGCGACGAUGGCGAAGAAGUGGAAGAAAAUAGCAAGAGCGGUAGCUUGGAUCCAAAGAAGCUCAGUGACAACCAGCCAAACACCCCUAUGAAAAAACCUUGGGUACCUGGUGUCGUCAAAGCUCCUUUUCUAUUCCCCAGAACUUCAAAUUUGAGCAAAAACCAACAGGCAAUCUGUCUUCGAGUACUUCUUCUAUUCUCAGGGCAUGAAAAACCAGAAAUGAAUCAGCAAAGUCGAAAUGAACUAGAGUUAUAUACGGAACUCUUGCCUACAAUAAAUGAGGAGCAAGAAGAAUUUCUCCAAUUAGCCAAGUCUCAUUGGACUGGCUCAAACCUAUCCAUUACCGGCAAAGAAUAUAUAAACGCUCGCUGGAAAUGUAAAGUUGCAAACGUUAGGAAGCUUCCAAGAUACUAUGUUGCAGGGGCAAACAUACCUUUCAAAGCUGAUGAAAAAAUUGAAUUGACUCUGAGAGCCAACCUUCUUGAAAUGGGACAACUGCCCAGAGUAUUAAUGCCACCUACACACAAACCAUAUUUGCUACUAUGCCAUAUGAGCAAACUGAAGAGCCGUUAUCCUAUAGGUAAUAAUCUUCCAAUAGAUGCACAAGCAGGAUCCACCAUUUCAAAUGUAUCAAUUAGUCAGGAUCCAAACUGUGAACGAUUCGUUGAGGAGAAUGAAGUUGAUUUAGUAAUUUCAUCUAGCGGACUCAAUUGCCUGGCUUUAAAUUUUGGUCCAGUUUAUACCAGCUCUUGGAUACUACCAGUAAUAGUGAAGGCAACUAAAAGGGGAACCGUUGUUGUAUACAUUGACAAACCACUGCCGCCAACCGCUAUGACAGUACCACAGAAGAAUGCAUGGAUUUAUAAAUAUAUCCUCAGAUCACAUCUACUACAUCCACAUCACCACACUUCGAUCAGCUUAACUGAUGAAAGUCCAAAAAAGGAGAGUGAAGAUGAGCUCUUUGGAAAUCUUCACUCAGAUAGUCUGAUGGAAUUAGAAGAAAUGGACAACGAAUCGCUGAAGCGUACGGUAAGAAUAACAGAAAAAUCAUCGACCUUUUCGGAGGAAUAUUCAAAAAACCACACAAAUGGCAAAACUGAUCAAGUUCUUUUGGAGCCAAAGGGAGAAUUUGAAGACUUUGCGAUAAACAACAGACUGUUAUCUCACGAAAAAUCACCAGAUUUACAAGUAAAUGAUUCUGAAGAAGAACCGAUGGAAUGUGUUUCGUUUAAGGAUGCUAGUUUAGGGGCAAACAUUAACAGAAAAACAAACGAUGAAAAAGAGAAAGACCAUGAGGCCAUAAAAGAAGCAGAAGAUAGCACUGCUCAAUCUUCCGCGGAGACAAAUUUUGCUCCUUCUGUUUUCCCGCCAGCCGGGAGUAACGUCACUUAUAAGAUUUUUUCGCUUGGGUCGGCAAAAGAUACUAGCAAUGAGCCAUUGAAGACCAAAAUUGAGGAGUACAAAGUAUUGGUACGCACACGGAUAGAUGGAAUCGAGAAAGUAGGAGACGAUACGUGGUGUCCAGUAAUGUUAGUACCCAAGUUGGAGCACCAAAUAGCCCUGGGUGCUGAGGCGGUUUCGGCAGAAGAGGCUUUUAAACAAUGGACGACUCUGGCCUACAGGCCAAAUACAUCACUGUUACGAGUCAGAAUAUCCGCAAAAAAUGCAGAGUUCAUUCAAACGGAGAGAAGAUCAGUUAUAUCAAUAUCGAACGAAAUCAAGAGGCUCUAUGGCUUGAACCCUGCCGACUCACUAGGUGUGCUAUACAACGUGGUCCGUGGUCUGAAAACUUUGAAAUCCGGAAAUUAUCUUCUGAGACACACCCCCAGCACAGGUGCGUUUGCCACCAUCUACCAGGAAGCAGCAGAUAGUUUUAGGAAAAACGUAUUUGACCUUCACUCAGUAUACGAAAAUAAAGGCUUUGAAACAAUACCGAACCCCCCUUGGCCACCCAUUGACAAAGCUGUCAUCACACCUUAUCAUAAAUGCUUUGAACGCGUCCCUGCUACAUUCCAUUCUGCAAGAACCGACACAUCGUCAGUCCUGACGCCUGGAAUUAUACGUGGACGGGGUGGCCGAGGUUGGCGAGGUCAGUCUAAGGGAGCUACUCGUGGUCGUGGUAAAAAGAAAAACCCACCAAAAGCGGAACUCCAAAGCAAAGCCUUGAGUCGUGGAGUAGGACGUACUCAACGAGUUCGCACAAAACCAAAAGCUAAAACCAAAACUCCCGUUACCGAGCAAUCUGGAAGUGAGAUCAAGCAAUCCUGACGGCUAAAUGAGAGAAGGAACGUCUGUUGAUCUGAGAUCUAAGAAAUUUGAUAUUGUAUAUUUGGAAUAUAACAGCAAUACUAUUAAUAUUGCAAUCAUAGAUUCACUUCAAACUAUCAAUAACUGUACAUAGUAGUGACAAUGAAUUAUAAAUCCGCUUUUAUUUAUGGUUUGAGUCAACCAUCCAGCGUUAUAAUACAUAUUGUAGUUUAGAAAACCUACGACUAGUGAAAACAACUUAAUUAAUUAAACACUGCACAACCUUGCAAAAUUAUUAAAUAUUACGUAUUUAAAAAAAUUAAAAUACCGUCCCAUUAAGCAAUAAAUGUAAGAAUAGAAAUGGAAAUGAAAAAUGCAUAUCAAUUUACAGGCUGGACGAUUACAAUGCUAGACCUGUGUUGCAAAGGAAAAAAAAAAACUAUCAUUUUUAUAUUCUGUUUGCAUUAAAAAUAAAUUACCAAUC
Messenger RNA from Athalia rosae (coleseed sawfly), 3040 nucleotides. RefSeq names its product little elongation complex subunit 2-like. NCBI's taxonomy places the organism in Eukaryota, Metazoa, Arthropoda, Insecta, Hymenoptera, Athaliidae. Gene Ontology annotation, biological process: positive regulation of transcription by RNA polymerase III; snRNA transcription by RNA polymerase III; snRNA transcription by RNA polymerase II. The transcript has 9 exons. Gene Ontology annotation, cellular component: transcription elongation factor complex. The coding region runs from base 163 to 2577 and encodes 804 amino acids. The record is from RefSeq and is a predicted model, not a curated record.